This is a messenger RNA of Vollenhovia emeryi, 474 nucleotides long. RefSeq lists its product as uncharacterized. Lineage: Eukaryota; Metazoa; Arthropoda; Insecta; Hymenoptera; Formicidae. The transcript has a single exon. The record is from RefSeq and is a predicted model, not a curated record. The coding region runs from base 1 to 474 and encodes 157 amino acids.
AUGAACCGAGGCCAUGGAAGGAUCACUUUUAGGAUAACCCAGCUAUUGACGGGUCACGGCUGCUUUGGGACCUAUCUCAGGCGGAUAGGCAAGGCAGAGUCGGCGGUGUGCCCGUACUGCUGGGAGGAAGGAGAGGAGGAGGAAAUUGACACGGCAGAGCACACGAUUGCCGUGUGCAGAGCCUGGAGUGCGGAGCGCGCGGAGCUGACCGCAGCGAUUGGGGAGGACCUGUCCCUGGGGGGUGUGGUGCGACAAAUUGUCGAGACGAAAGAGAGGUGGGCCGCCUUCUCUCUCUUUGCUGAGAGGGUAAUGAGGAGUAAGGAGGAGGCGGAGAGGAGACGCCAGGAACAGGAGCGGGAGGUCCAAAUGGCUGCGAGAGGAGAGGAGCGGGAGGCGGAUGGCCGCGGUGCUGGAGGAGCGCUGGAGAUCAGGGAAGCGGACUCGGACGAUCACCCGGACCGUUCGGGAGAUUGA